Molecule: messenger RNA, 4127 nt
Organism: Cuculus canorus (common cuckoo)
Lineage: Eukaryota; Metazoa; Chordata; Aves; Cuculiformes; Cuculidae
Gene: NXPH2
Product: neurexophilin 2
Exons: 2
Coding region: 79-876 (265 amino acids)
Molecular function (GO): signaling receptor binding
Source: RefSeq, a predicted model, not a curated record
CCGCCCCGUUCCUCCUCCCCGGAGCGGAGAUGUGCGAGACCCGUGCGAGCGGAGUCUCCUCCUAGACCGGCAGCCAGGAUGAUGCGCCUGCAGCCGCUGCCCCUCGUCGUGGUCCAGGGCGUCCUCCAGCUCGUGUUUUGUGACGCUAAUCAAGUCGUACAAGCCACAGACGUGCUGGACUGGGAAGACAAGGAUGCUGCAGAGACAUUGGUCGAUAACGUGGUCCAUUCCCGGAUCAUCAAUCCUUUACGCCUGUUUGUUAAGCCAUCUCCAGUACUGAAACACGGCCAGGUGUCCUACUCAGACAGCAUAGAAAACUUUUGGGAUUGGUUGUCCAACAUCACGGAAGUUCAGGAAUCUCUCGCACGAACUAAACGCAGACCAAUAGUAAAAACUGGGAAAUUCAAGAAGAUGUUUGGAUGGGGCGACUUCCACUCCAACAUCAAAACUGUUAAGCUGAACCUCCUGAUCACAGGGAAAAUCGUCGAUCACGGCAAUGGGACCUUCAGUGUUUAUUUCCGACAUAACUCCACAGGUCUGGGAAAUGUUUCUGUAAGUCUGGUACCACCAUCCAAGGUGGUAGAGUUUGAGUCAUCUCCACAGUCGACACUGGAGACCAAGGAAUCAAAGUCCUUCAACUGCCGAAUUGAGUACGAAAAAACAGAUCGCGCUAAAAAAACUGCCUUGUGCAAUUUUGACCCUUCAAAGAUCUGCUAUCAAGAGCAGACUCAAAGCCAUGUCUCCUGGUUGUGUUCCAAACCAUUUAAAGUCAUCUGCAUUUACAUUGCUUUUUACAGCGUAGAUUACAAACUGGUGCAAAAGGUCUGUCCUGAUUAUAAUUACCAUAGUGAGACUCCGUACUUGUCCUCCGGCUGAUACAAUCACGGGUGACUGUAGAGAUACAGCAUCAGUCAUAAAAGUAAACAUUUCCAUUAACCUUUUGGAGAAGAAUAUGUUUUCCUAUCAGGUUAAAGAGUGUUUAAAAACUGUAGCUGUGUUUGUGCUGUAUCGUAACUAAUCAAACUAUUUAUGUAACAAACACUUCCAUUUGAGACCAUUGCAUUUUAGGCAAGACACAUAACAAAAAAUCAAUCAAAAUUAUGUCAGUAAUGAACAUCAACUUUGAAAAUCAGUUUUUUUAAACUGGCCUUCAUGGCCAAGAGGUUGCCUUUUACUUGAAUUGGACAGCACUUCGCAGGACUCUUUCUCAUUGAGAACUUUAGAAGAUGACAAUAUAAAGAACAACUGAUGAAGCAGACACACAGCUGCUUAAAAUACAAAAUGCAAAUAAAUAACUCUCCCACAAAGUGCAUAAAUAAUGUUGACCCGUCUGAAGGAACCAAGUCCAAAGACUAAGAGGAAGUGCUAUUUCUAGGACAAAAAAAAAAAAGGGAAGGAAUCAACAUUUCUGAGUUGUAGUAGUCAUACUUAUUCAUCGAAACAAAGAGUGAGUUGUUCUUCCCUCAGACUUCUAACCCAUGGAUAUGCAAUGAUGUAAUUAGACAUCAGUGAGAUUUAGUUUUAUUAGACGCACCAGGUGUGCAGGUUUGUUGUACAUUCUCCCUUCCAUGGUCACCACUGGUUUUGAUUCUCCUCAACUGUUUACACAUGCAUCAGUACUAGUUUUACAGUGAUAGAGAAUAUAUGUACCUUGGAAAAAGAUAAUCUCAAACUGUUUAAGUCUGAAGAGAACAGGGGCUGGCUUCCACUUAACAGAAGCAGCUAUCUAACCCGCUUACCACUGCGCUAUAGCAAGGAAAACACAUCACAGCGUAAGGACAAUACCUGAACAACACAAGCAUUCUGUUUAAGGCCACCCAGUUGUCUUCCUUACUACCGCACUGCACACCUUAACUCAAAAUAUAAGCAAUGACAAAUAAAGCAGAUAACAGAAUCUGUAUGUCCACCUAAUAAAGCAGAUGUCAAACAAUUGCUAUCAAUAUAAAAAUAUUCAGCCAGACUUUCCCCUCGCAGAGCAGAGCAUCACCCCACCAUCCUUAGUUGUAAGAAAGGAAAGCCCAGCUGUAGUUUUGCUCCGGUAGGACAGAUGUUGCUCCAACCACAGUCAAUAGCUCCAAUGACGCAGAUUCAAGAAUCAGUCCCCUCUGCUUUUGUUGGGUGUCGAUUUUGCCACUGCUGCUGAUUUGCUAUCAUAGUCCUCUGUGACAGUUUGAUGUCACAGGUCUCACGGAAGAAGCUGGCUGAGAAAGUGCUUUUUAUUGCCCUGCAAUCAAACUUACAUGCAAGGUCCUCCAAGGAGUCACAUACAGCUUAAAUUAAAUCCCUUUAAAGUAAUCUGUGGAAGCGGUGUGCACCCAGACAAAUGACGAUGACAGCUCAGAAAGACGCACUCAUGAGAUUAAUUCUGAUUUCCUUGGUAAAGUCUCAUACAAACAACCCCACUCUGUUAAAAAUACACUACAAGUAACUGGCUAAUUUGUUUUAGAUGACAAAUUUAAAUGUGUGGUUUAGUUUGAUCAAUAAUCUAAAUGUUUUCCUUCACCUUAUUUCAUAGAGUCUCUCCUGGUCUAAAUGAUGUUUUUUAGCUUGUCUAUUACUGUCAAUUCCUACAAGAUGGUCUACUUUGUAUUCUGUAUAGCGUAUCCUCGGUCAGGCUGUAUAUAAGCUUGGAUUUAUUGCUAUGAAUUCAGUGGUUGGUGCUUUUGCAACUUAGCUGUAAGCCAUGAUUUUAUUGCCAUGUAUUUUUACUCAGCACUGUAGGUAAUUAAAAGAAAACCCUACAUGCUAUUUAUUGUAGAGUAUGUGGAAAUCAUCUAUGUAUAUACACUUAAAUAUAUGUACAUAUACAGAAUAUAUGUGUACAUGUAUUUGUAUGUAAAUAAAGAGAGUUUGCUAAAUCUGGCACUUGCUUGUGGCAUAUUUGAUUUUCUUUUUUUUUUUCAAAUGUUGUAUAUGUGAUGACACAAAGUAAAACUAAGACACAGCAACACAUCACUGAACAUUUUUCCACAGCUGGAAUUUGUUUUCCCGGAGAUAUUCAAGCAUAUAUUGCAGUGAAUUGUGCUACAAGCUGAGGCUGAUGAGGUUCAGUAGCAUUUCAUGAUAUUUGAGACAUGAAGUGCACGUUUUGAUGAAGACAACCACAAAGUGUUUAAUAAUUGUGAAAGUUACGUUUAAAGUAAAGGAACUGGACGGGCUUUAAGGUCACUUCCAACCCAAACCAUUCUAUGAUUCUCAUUGAAAUCAGAGCUGGAUUCUCACCCUGUGCAGAUAUCACAUAUUUCACAGCUACAUCCUGGGUUGAGGGUUCCAGACCUCAGGAAGACCAAACAGGGCUCUGGAAACAUCUGGAGUGCCCUGGGCCACGUGGGGAAUCACAGGGAAAUGCUACUACGGAUAAAGAGACGUGUAUUUUAACAGCUUUAACAUCUCAGCUUCUUAAACAAGAAGACAUGCACCUUACCAGCAGUUUUUGACGUAAAACAACCCUCAGGCUCUUCAAGCAAGGCCCAGGAUGGUCCCGCGCCAUUGGAGCGGCACUGCGUACAGGGAGCGGCAGAGAAGCAAAGCCCACAACAGCAGAAGAAGAGUGCUGACAAGGACUUUCUGGCAACACUGGAACCCGCUGCCACCACCCGUCAUUCAGCAGAGCAUAGGGAGGAGCUGCCAUCUCACCUGUAAGCCCCCAAGGAGCUUUCCUGCCCCAAACCUCCUCAUGAGAUAGGAAUGACCAUCAUCAAACCCACUCUGCUCUCUCCACGCCCAGUAGAGUCUGCCUUCGGAGACUUCGCAUUUGCUUUAAUGUAGUCUGAGUGUUUUCCCAGGGAGAAGCUAACCCACAUCUGCAGCGUCUGACCAGCUUUACGAUGCUUUGAUGUUGGCGCGAUGGGUGACGUUUGCACCACUCUUCUCCCGUCAGACGCCAGCACAAGGCGGCAGCCCAGUGGGAGGGAGCCUCAGUAUCAAACCCCAUCAUGCCAGAGAAACCACCAUCACGCUUUCUCGAUCACAAUAAAAGUCAGUUUAAAAGCAUUACAGGUUUUUUUUUAGAUAAAUUUUGAGAAAGUCGCUGUAGAAAAGCACUUACAACCUUAUUGCAUUCAAACUCAGAUUAAGAAGGAAUUCUUUACACCUAGCAAGGCAAGCAAAAUAUAAUCCAGUGAACC